AUGCCCGCGAAGACGCUGAUGGGGGCGCCGGGGGACCUGGCGGCGAUCGAUGCGCGGAAGACGCAGCUCAGGAUCGUGCUGCAGGACCUGCUGCUCCGCCCCGACACGAGGACGAGCCAGCAGCUCCGGCAGUUCCUCGCUCUCGACUCGCACGUGGAAACGGCCAUCAGGUCCAUGCAGCCCGACGCCCUGCGCACGUUCGAGGACCCGCGCUUCGGGGUCAGCGGGCUGUGCGCGGCGCCGAGCGCAAGCCUUCUGAUCGUGACGCACGAGGACUCCACACACCUCUCGAGGCUCGGUCGCGUGUGGUCCGUCGUGGAGCCCGACGAGCUGGGCGCCCUCCACCUCUGGGGCCAGGGCAUCGACGGUGCGUGGAUGCGGGCGCAUUCCCAUACUUACGGCAUCAAGGCGCGGUCGCUGGCAUGGGAGGACCCGAAGUGA
This is a messenger RNA of Prorocentrum cordatum, 441 nucleotides long. NCBI's taxonomy places the organism in Eukaryota, Dinophyceae, Prorocentrales, Prorocentraceae. The record is from the annotation of a GenBank genome assembly.